Molecule: messenger RNA, 2663 nt
Organism: Nasonia vitripennis (jewel wasp)
Lineage: Eukaryota; Metazoa; Arthropoda; Insecta; Hymenoptera; Pteromalidae
Exons: 2
Coding region: 287-2038 (583 amino acids)
Source: RefSeq, a predicted model, not a curated record
AUUACACCGCUGGAAUAAACUAGUCUUUUGUAACGUUUUUUUUAUAUCAAGUUACUAAAAUAUUUACUGCGAUAAUAAAAUCCAUACGCAGAAUGGCAAUUUGUUAUUUAUUUAUAGUCGUGGGCGAUAACAUGGAAAUUUAUUGCAAUCGUAAAAGUGUCGGAAAUUCGGUGAAUAUUAAUUGUAGCUCAUAGUAUUCAUCCUACAGUGUUAGUUGAUAAUCAUCGUUUUUUCCAGUUAGAGUUUCUCGUCACCCACAAUGUAGACACACUUGCGUUGCAUUACUAUGAGGAAGUCCGCCUACUACUGGAUAGUAUUGAUCUACAUACCAUGUAAAAUUGCGUCAGCAGACAUCGACGUUGCUCAAAUAUGGCCCAAUUCGGAUCUUCACCAGGUGACCAUCUUGACUAAUCAUUUGCCAGAAAAAGGAAACUCGAUCCUAAGAAAUAUAUUGAAUAGCUUUCCGACACUAUGUAUUGAUUCUCAAAAGUUGAGAAGUGCAUCGCAAGUUCUUCGACAAUCAGAAAAUUCUAAACUCUACAUCUUUCUCCAUGACGAUUUGGAUGUUGAAUUCUAUAAAAAACGACUGUACGAAGUCUUGCACUUGAUCGUCCAAGUCGCACCGGUAUCCACGAGACCCAAGUGUCUAGCCUUCUUCCACAGCUCAACUGAUAAUGAUGACUGGGCUUUAGAAGAAAUCUUGAUCUACGCCUGGCAUUUGAAGUUCCUAGAUUUCUCGAUCGUCAAGAUGAGAGUCAACGGCGAGUCUGUGAUCCUCAGUUACAACCCGUUCACCAGGAUCUUCUCAGCAUCUCCUCUGGACUCUGUCGUCUUCCCCGACAAGCUUCACGACAUGCAAGGCUUCGGUUUCCUCGUCCCUGUAGCUUAUCGGCCUCCGUAUAUCUUCAUAAACCACGAUCAAGCAACUAGAAAAGUGAAAAGCAUCGAGGGUUCUAGUUACUUUUUUCUGAAGACCCUCUCCGAGAAGCUCAACUUCACCUUAAUAACGCCCAUACUCAAACAAAACAUCACUUUGGAUGGCAUAUUCGACACUUACGAAUCCACUGGUGCACGCAUGUCUAUGGUGCCUGUCCUGGUAAACAGCCUUAGCAAUCGCAGCUUCAUAGUCGGCCGAUUCUUCAGCGACGAAAAGUUUGUACUGAUCGUUCCGAUAAUCAGUGAAACCAAGCUCAGAGGUCCAAUACAGAUCCUGAUCUACCUCGCCUGCUUCGUCGUGAUCAUGCUCUGCUUCGUUCUGAUAGCUGGAAUCUUGAGGUUUCCUUUGAGCCAGUGGCGAAUCAUCGACGUGUACCAGCUACUGCUAGGCGUGGCUCUGGCAAAAAAACAGCCAAGUAAUUGUGGACAGAGAAUCGUGUACCUGAGUCUGGUGCUGGUGUCGAUGAAGUAUUCUGGUGACACCAUCGCGAUGUUAACUGGCUUUAGCGUGGAAAUGGGCGAGAAACCGUUCGAAAGCUUCGAUGAGAUUGUGAAAUCCCAUGUGCCAGUGUACAUGAGCAAGCUAUUUCUGAAUCAGGUGUACUCGAGAUCCGACGAGGUGUUUAAUAACUUGAGGAUGAAGCCAGAGAUCUAUGGCAACUUUGAUGACUGCAUCAGAAAUCUAGUUGACCGCAAAUCCUCGAUCUGCAUCACGCCUAACAUACACGGCGAGUUUACAGUGGCCGAGAAAAAUGCCUUUUCGAAAAAACGAAGAAACGGCGGCAGAGUCAUGAAAUUAGCGAAGGUUUCGUUGUACCCGGAUAAGUCGACCUACUUCUACGAGAGCGGUUCGCCCUUCGUCGAGCGAAUAGAGAGAAUCGAGCGGAGGACAUACGAGUCGGGUCUCGUUUACGCCUGGAAAACAAACCAAAAGUUCAAUAGAUCGGUUGGCGAAGGUACGGAUGAGGCGGAGGUCAAAGAUCUACUACUGACGGAAAUGAUUGCUGUGGCUGGUUGUGGUUGCGGUGUUGCUUGUGUCGUUUUCGUCGUGGAACUCGUGGUCGCGUUUCUGUGGAGACGCGAGAAAGUUCGGCAAAGGUGAAACAAUCUGCGUUGGCUUCCGCUGUGUUGCUUUGUGAUAAGCUCUUGGAAUUAAAAGUUACGUCUUUGUUCAUUAUUUAAGUGUUAAGCAAUUUUAAUUAUUGCUCAUCCAUUGGGUGUAUUCUAAUUAAUUGGUUCCUAUAUUAUACAUAUCGUGUCGAUGAGGUAAUCAAUUCAUCGUUUUAUUAUUCAGUAUUAAGUCACUUUCGUAAUCUUGUUUCCGGGAACCGCAUGAACAAGGGGUGGGAAUAAUUUGGUAAUAACUUUAGUUUUGAUUCUGCGAUUAAUGGCAAAAUUCGUGGGAAUGUUUCUACUCUGAAGCACUUACGCAAAUUAGCUCAAUCAGUUAAAAUCAAUUUUCUCGUUAUUUGCUUACGAAAGAAUUUAGUUUCAGUCUCGGUCUAGCAUAGCAAUACCACAUUUUUGCCAGGUGUACCAAACACUUUGUUAAAAUAAUAGUAAAUCUUUUGUGAAUUGUUAAGUUAGAAGAUAAACGGAUCAGACGAUAUCAUGCUUGCAAAACACUGGGUAGUACUGAUAAUCGCUUUCAGUAGUCCGGUCACCAAUGCUGUAAUACACAAUUUGGUCUUUUCAUCAAUAAAGCAACUCUUUAUCGAUCGCAGUUA